Messenger RNA from Daucus carota subsp. sativus, 1380 nucleotides. RefSeq names its product microtubule-associated protein RP/EB family member 1C. The transcript is spliced from 6 exons. The record is from RefSeq and is a predicted model, not a curated record. Gene Ontology annotation, cellular component: microtubule plus-end; microtubule organizing center; spindle midzone. NCBI's taxonomy places the organism in Eukaryota, Viridiplantae, Streptophyta, Magnoliopsida, Apiales, Apiaceae. Gene Ontology annotation, biological process: thigmotropism; protein localization to microtubule; spindle assembly. Bases 107 to 1084 code for a protein of 325 amino acids. Gene Ontology annotation, molecular function: microtubule plus-end binding.
AAACCAUAAAAAGGCCCGCUCAAACCCAUACACAAUUCAAACUGUUUACUUCUCUCUCUAAAACACAUCAAACUCACACAUAUCCUAGAGAGAGAGAGCUUGAAAAAUGGCGACGAACAUAGGGAUGAUGGACGGUGCUUACUUCGUCGGUAGAUCCGAGAUCUUGUCGUGGAUCAACACUACUCUUCAGCUCAAUCUCUCCAAAGUCGAAGAGGCGUGUUCUGGUGCUGUGCACUGUCAAUUGAUGGAUGCGGUUCAUCCCGGGAUGGUGCCGAUGCAUAAGGUUAAUUUCGAUGCGAAGAGCGAGUACGAGAUGAUUCAGAAUUAUAAAGUGCUGCAGGAUAUCUUCAAUAAGCUCAAGAUUACCAAGCACAUUGAGGUGAGCAAGCUAGUGAAAGGAAGACCCUUGGAUAAUCUUGAAUUCAUGCAGUGGAUGAAGCGAUACUGUGAUUCUGUAAGCGGGGGAGACAAACUACACAGCUACAAUCCAUUAGAGAGAAGAGAGCCCAGCAAAGGAGGCAAAGAUGUUAGCAGGAAAUGUGCGCCAUCACAAGCUUCACAUAAGCCUGCAGGAGUAGCACCUAGAACUCAUAAUGCUCGUAAAACUGAGGCCCAUCAUACAAGUGUAGCUAAUCAAACAGCCAAGGUUUCUAAGCCUGCUGCAAAGGUUGAGCCUGAAUAUGAAAAACAGAUCACAGAAUUAAAGCUAUCAGUUGACGGUCUUGAGAAAGAAAGGGAUUUCUACUUUGCUAAGCUUAGGGAUAUUGAGAUCCUGUGUCAGUCUCCACAGAUAGAGAACUUACCUGUUGUUGAAGCAGUAUUAAAGAUUCUGUAUGCUGCAGACGAUGAUGCUUCGGUAGUGGAAGAAGCAAAGGCUAUACUGUGUCAGCAAAAGAAGCCACGUGAUAUCUUGAGUCCUAUAUCUGAGGUUGUAGAAGAUAAAGAGAACGUCGAUACUCUGAAGAGGAAGAGCAUUGUCAAUGUUGAUGUUGAUGCAGCAGCCACCAACAAAUCUUCUCCAAGGCAAAGAAUUUCUGAUGCUUCAGAUGUCAACUGCAGUCCAGCUCCUCUUAUCACUUUCUGAUGAUUAUCUUUGGUUAAGAAUGAAUAGCAUGGGCAAAUCUGGUCUGGAAGACAUCGCCAUGAUAUUCCCAGUAUAUGUUAAAAGUAGAUUACAGACCAUUGUUUUUGCGAUCCAUAUUCUACUGUGUUAAAAUACAUGAUCGUGAACCUCUACUAGUUAAACUUUUAUUUCACCUGGUUACUAAACUAAAUCAUGUUCUCGGUACCAAAAUAAGUACUGUUAAGGGCCUCCAGUUUUGAUUCUGACAUUGAAUAUCGAUAUAUUUUUUCAUAUAUUCUAUGCUUAUGUUUAUGAUA